AUGGGAGUUGUUGAGCACCUUCAUCUAUACGGAGCCAAGGGCAGAGCGCAAAGUCCAGUUGUGAUCAAAACAGCAUGCAAUCUCAACUCUAUGCGUUAUCAAAGGGAAGUAGAAUACGAUAAGACAAUAAGGUUAUGGGAGGUGUUGAACACUUUCAUCUAUACAGAGCCAAGGGAGCAUCUUUUUCCAUUAUAUGUAUUCUUUUAUCCACACGUGUUAUUUUUAUUUUGCUUCACCGUUUCCUUGCCCAAUCGGCUUUUGAUUUCUGUAUACACACACGGCAUUGAUUUCAUCGAGAAAGUGGUUGAUUGUCAUCGGUUAACUCCCCCGUUGAUUCUUGGUUUGAUGAAGGAACUGUGCCGGUGGUGGAGAUUCCCAACAACAAUCCGUUUAGAAAAGAGAAUAGAAGGAGAUUUAUUAUUUGAAAUCGAAGAAAAUGUCGGGUCAGAAACAAGCAGAGGCUUCGAUAAUCCCAUAUAAUUUCAACGAAAACGAAC
This is a messenger RNA of Lactuca saligna, 497 nucleotides long. The record is from the annotation of a GenBank genome assembly. Lineage: Eukaryota; Viridiplantae; Streptophyta; Magnoliopsida; Asterales; Asteraceae.